AUGGCAGGAACCAAGAAGCCGGUCAAUGUGUUUCGUUUGCGGGAUCUCCCCGAUCCCCGCGAGGUCUUCAAUUGGCGAUUAUGGUUUGCUGUGCUCUCUUUCGGCCUCAUGGGUGCCGCCCGGGGAGUCGAUGAGGGCUUGAUCUCGGGCGCCUUCAAUUCCAAAGAUUUCCAGCGAACCAUCCACUUUGACCGAUACACCGAGGUCGAGCGCACCAAUAUCAAGGGCAAUGUGUCCGCCAUGGUCCAGAUCGGUUCCGUCGGGGGUGCUCUCUUUGCCUUCGUGGUGUGCGAUCGCAUCGGACGGCUCUGGGCCACGCGACAGCUCUGCGUGCUGUGGAUCAUCGGCAUCGCGAUCUUCAUGGGGUCGAACGGGAACCUGGGAGCUGUCUACGCCGGUCGCUUCGUGGCGGGGCUGGGAGUGGGUCAGACGGUCGUCGUGGCCCCGGUCUAUCUGGCUGAGAUUGCCCCUGCAUCCGUUCGUGGUCUCUGCACCUGCGUCUUUACAGGGUUCGUCUAUAUCGGAAUCGUGCUCGCCUACUUCACCAACUAUGGCUGCGAGCUGCACAUGGGUGACAACACCCACAAACGCUGGGAAGUCCCAACCAGCCUGCACAUUAUCUUUGCCGGCCUCAUCUUCAUCCUCUCCUUUUUGCAAUACGAGUCGCCGCGCUUCCUCAUCAAGAAGGGCCAGUUCGACCAUGCGUUGACCAAUCUAUCACGCGUGCGCCAGCUCCCCCCGGACCACGAAUACGUAGUCCAGGAGAUCACGGCCAUCCACACCGCCCACGAGGCGGAGAAGGAAGCCACCAUGGGCGCGGGCCCGCUCGGGGUGCUCAAGGAGGCCUUCCUGGUGCGCAGCAACCUGUACCGCUUGUACAUGGCCACUAUGGCCCAGAUCCUGUCGCAGUGGUCGGGGGCCGGUUCUAUCACGCUCUACGCGCCUGAUCUGUUUUCCCUGCUGGGGAUCACGGGCAACAACGAGUCCCUGCUCGUCACCGCCGUGUUCGGCAUCGUCAAGCUCGUGGCCGCCAUCAUAUGUGCCCUGUUCCUGGUCGACGUCAUCGGUCGCAAGCGCGCCCUGCUGCUAGGCAUCACCCUGCAGGCCAUCGCAAUGCUGUACGUCGCGGCCUUCCUGACAGAUGUGCCGCGCAUGGGCGUCGAUGACACCUUCGAGCUGCCCGAGUCGAAGCGGGGCGUCAGCCGUGGCGCCAUCGCCAUGAUCUACGUCUCGGGGGCGGGGUGGGCACUGGGCUGGAACUCCAUGCAGUAUCUGCUCACGGCGGAGCUGUUCCCGCUGCGCAUCCGCGCCCUGGCCACGUCGCUCGCUAUGACCCUCCACUUCGUCAACCAGUAUGGCAACUCGCGGGCGGUGCCGAACAUGCUGCUGGCCCCGGAGGCCGGGGGGAUCUCGCCCAAGGGAACCUUCUGGUUCUUCGCCAUCGUUACCUUCAUCGGCGGUGUGUGGGUAUGGUUCUCGGUUCCAGAGACGGCUGGUCGCAGUCUCGAGACGAUCGACCGGCUGUUCGAGUUGCCAUGGUACCAGAUCGGACGGUAUGGCAACCGCGAUGCCGAGCAGCGCGAUCAGAACGUAUCGGAGAAGAUGGAGAUGGUUGAGGAGGGGAGCACGACGCAGGUUGAUCGUUCCACCAAGGUGUAG
Molecule: messenger RNA, 1659 nt
Organism: Aspergillus campestris IBT 28561
Lineage: Eukaryota; Fungi; Ascomycota; Eurotiomycetes; Eurotiales; Aspergillaceae
Product: putative MFS quinate transporter
Exons: 3
Coding region: 1-1659 (552 amino acids)
Biological process (GO): carbohydrate transport; transmembrane transport
Cellular component (GO): membrane
Molecular function (GO): carbohydrate:proton symporter activity
Source: RefSeq, a predicted model, not a curated record